AUGCGGUGUGUGAGCUUCCUCUCGGUGUGGACCUACCUGCUGGUCCUCGGCCCGGUGGUAUGGGGCGCCCCCAGCCAGUGCCCGGCCCAGUGUCACUGCCACGGGGACCUGCAGCAUGUAAUCUGUGACAACGUGGGGCUAAAGAAUAUCCCGCAGGUGUCCGAGGCCACCCGUCUGCUCAACCUGCAGAGGAACAACCUGGGCAGCCUGCCCACCGGCUCCUUCGCCAGCAGCAAGGGUCUCAUCUCGUUGCACAUGCAGCACUGCCAGCUCCGCGAGAUCGGCGGCCAGGCCUUCAAGGGUCUCAAGAAGCUCAUCUACCUCUACCUGUCCAACAACGAGAUCACCAGCAUCAAGCCGGGCGCCUUCGAGGACCUCACCGAGCUCACCUACCUCUACCUGGACGGCAACCGCAUCAGCGACCUACCCAAGGGCAUCUUCUCGCCCAUGAUCAACCUGUUCAUCCUGCAGCUCAACGAUAACAAGCUGCGCGACAUCAAGCCAGGCACCUUCGCCGGAGCCAAGGACCUGCGCUGGCUGCACAUGAGUGGCAAUGAGAUGAGCUCGCUGCAGCCAGGCUCUCUGGACGACGUGGAGAACCUGGCCAUCCUGCACCUGGACAGGAACAGGCUGUCCACCUACCCCGGCCUGGCCAUGAGCAAGCUGAGAGUGGUGGAGGAACUGAACCUGGCCAAGAACCCCCUGAGAAGCAUCCCUGACAACGCCUUCCAGAGCUUUGGACGCUACAUGGAGAAGCUGUACCUGGACGGCAUGGGGCUGGAGAAGGUUAGUCUCUCAGAUUGUUUGUGGGGUGGGUGGGGGUCACUUUUGUGGGUGCAAAGAGCUUAUUGAGUUGGGGAGAAUUAAGAGGUGAUUGAAAGUUUAAGAGAAGGGCAAUGCAAUAACAUGGCAUAGAUGUGGUAAAUAAGUAUACUAUGACGAAAGUAGAUUUAAAAAAUCUUUCAAGCCUUAGAAUAUUGAACAUUUACAACAGUUUCAUUUCAUGCAACCUGUAUCUCAAUUAUUUGAGGCACAGUUAUCAAUUAAGUAGACAUAGAAAGCUUCAGUAAUUAUUUUGUAUUCUUGUCUUAUAACCUCUAGCAACCCUGCGCAUUAGGGAGGCUUGUUGUUUGUUUGUUUUGGUUCUUCCAUAUUUCAUCUGCUUAUUUUUAUGUACAGUCUGGCUUGCCACCGGCCAACUCCCCCUUUUCCAGUAGCCAAAAGUAAUUUAUCUUCUCCCAGUUCUGUGGUUGCAUACUGUAUCCCGAGGGCAGGUGAUAAUGUGAGGUGGUUUAGUAGAUCUCUACCAUUCAUCAUAUGAUGACUGACCAUUCAAAGUUAUGAGAACGUGGAGUACUCAAAUCAAAUUAUUGGUCGCAUACACAUAUUUAGCAGAUGUUAUUGCGGGUGUAGCGAAAUGCUUGUGUUCCUAGCUCGAACAGUGCAGUAAUAUUCAACAAUAAUCACACAUCUAAAAGUAAAAGAUUGGAAUUAAGAAAUAUAGAAAUAUUAGGACGAGCAUUGUCAGAGUCCGGAGUAUAUAUAUUUUUAUAAUAAUAAUAAUUACACACACAAAAAAAUAAAAUAUAUAUAUAUACACACACACACACUUACUACCAGUCAAAAGUUUGGACACACCUACUCAUUCAAGGUUUUACUAUUUUUUACAUUGUAGAAUAAUAGUGAAGACAUCAAAACUAUGAAAUAACACAUAUGGAAUCAUGUCGUAACCAAAUAAGUGUUAAACAAAUCAAAAUAUAUUUUAUAUUUGAGAUUCUUCAAAUAGCCACCCUUUGCCUUGAUGACAGCUUUGCACACUCUUGGCAAUCUUUAUGCUUUAGUUGUCGUGAUUUCUCCGCAACGCUCCAACUGUAAACUAAUAAGAUCCUUAUGAUGACUUAUCCACCCAUAUGGGUAGAAAAUAGGUCACACGUGCUUUGGGUCAGGAUGCACAUGUGCCGAGACCAGCGGGAUCUCAGUCUCGGGCUGUUUGUCAGCAAAACAGUUGACUGUGCUUUUAGCCGUUGUUCUUUAACCCUGAUUGCUCUGCUCGCCGUACGGUGUGGUACAAAGAGAGCACCUGUCAAAGUCAGUAUAUCUCUGCACCUGAAAGAGUGUAGGUCAGGAGGAUUGCACAGUGGGAGAGAGGAUUGGUGUUCUAGUCUUGUGUUGCUCCAUUCCCAUAUAUAGUUGGUUGGUGGACUGUUGGCGCUGAAGAUUGGAUUCAUGUCCAAUUUAGCUUGGUGAGAACAAGAAGUAGAGUUGGGGGAGGGAUGAGGUCCCUGCUCUUUACAUUAAGGAGAUACAUGGGAAUGAUAUGGGCGACACAUACAUGCCUUCCUAAUUGGGAAUUCCAAACAAUAUCAGGUGGCCAAGUGACAUCACCUAGUAAGCAUCAUAACAAACCGCUGAUAUAAACCACACUCUUCAGCACGCACUGUAAACCCAGACACAACAUCAUACAGGGGUUCCUCAAGGAUAGCCCAAGAUAUCCUUGACCAUACAGUGAGUGGGCGGCGUUGACGCAGUGCUUGAUCAUUCCUGAGGUUCAGGUUGGUGUGUGAGGUGGGUGACCGUCUCAUUACACUUAAUGGUACAGUCCGAAGAGGCUUUUAAGAUCUGACUAGCUUCCAUCCUUUGGUGGGAAAGGAGUUUGAACUAUCAUACAGACACCCCAAGGUUAUAGAGAUCAUGGAACAACAGCAGGCACAGUCCAGACAGCACUGGAAAUUGUUUCCUAUCUAGAAAUAACACAGUCGAUCCUACACCUUGUAACCCAUAGCAUAACAAUGUAAGAUGUAACAAGGUUGAAUGAUCGCCAUCUCACUCGGCUGACCAACCUCAAUCAAGGCCUGAGUGGAGAGAUGGGAAAGGCUGGCCUCGAGACACUUAUCACAGAUAAGAGACCCAGAUGAGUGCUUGUUGCCUGAGUCCCAGUGAACACAGUGCCUGUUAUAACUCCAUAUACUGAUUGAUGGGUUAGCUUGCUGCUCCCCAUACAUUCCAAACACAGUUUAUUCAAUACUAGAAGUGGUCCUCUGUAGCUCAGCUGGUAGAGCACGGCGCUUGUAACGCCAAGGUAGUGGGUUCGAUCCCCGGGACCACACAUAUACAAAAAAAUGAAUGCACGCAUGACUGUAAGUCGCUUUGGAUAAAAGCGUCUGCUAAAUGGCAUAUUAUUAAUCCAAUAUUUGAGUUUAUCAAUCCAUGAUACAGUAUGGAGAGAUCCCACAGGGUAAAUGGUAAAAUAACAAGCAUCUCUCAGGCAGACUAUACCAGUGAAAGUGAGGGGAAAGCAGUGGGAGAUGGCAAGGUUUUGGGGUGGCACAUGGUAGGGGAGAGUAAAAAGCUAUUUUCCAGUCAAAAGUGGGUAUUUUUAGGGUGUUUUUGUUUGCUAGCCCGUAUCCAAGGAUGUACUGUACCAGCCAAAUUCUCAAAUUUUCGGUGUGUUUUUUCCCCUCGGCAGGAGGGUCCUGCCAACAGGUCAGUAAGGGUUAGGAGACCGGUAAAAAGAGGCAGGAUGUUCAAUAGCCCAUGAAGGACGGGUAUUUUUAGCUUGCCCAUUGCCCCUUAGGUGAAUGGACAAUUGGGCUCUUUGCAAGCCUUCCUGGCAGAGAAGUGGCUCAGAGAGAGAGAGAGAGAUGAAAAAAAAGAGAGCAAAAACAACCUGGCCACGCUGGAAGUCAUCCAUUUUCCAUUGCCGCAAAUUACCAGAAGCCUCCACCUUGGCACUUGCGCCCUUCCGCAGUGGAAAUUUCCAAAAGACACCUCAAUCAACAGCCUCAUCUCUUAUAGACUUACAUAACACAUGUUGCAAAAGCCCACCCUCCUCUCACGGCUGCCCCGGACCUCCUUCCCUCCCUCUCUCCUCCUGUUAAAAGGCUAAGAGCCAACCCACUGGACAAACUGGUUGAAUCAACGUUCUUUCAAUGUAAUUUGUCAACGUGGAAUCUACGUGAAAAUACAUUGUAUUUGGAAAAAGUUGUCACUGACAAAACUGUUGUUUUGAGGGUGAAAUUUCAAUGAUUAUGUCAUCAUGUUAACCAAAUUUCAACAUAGACAAACCUUGUAUAAUUUAUUUUGAAUUUGUACCUUUAAAACAAUGUCAGAUCUUAUAUCCACUAUCAGGCUUGGCAGCUCCUCCUACUGGAGAAUUGAUCUAUCUACAUCUACCCGUUUUUUUUUCUCCCCAAUUUCGAUCUUGUCUCAUCGCUGCAACUCCCCAAUGGGCUCGGGAGGCGAAGGUCGAGUCAUGCGUCCUCUGAAACAUGACCCGCCAAACCGCACUUCUUAACACCCGCCCGCUUAACCCGGAAGUCAGCCGCACCAAUGUGUCGGAGGAAACGCUGUUCAACUGACGACUGAGGUCAGCCUGCAGGCGCACGGCCCACCCACAAGGAGUCGCUAGAACGCGAUGAGCCAAGUAAAACCCCCCCCCGGCUAUAAAGCAUUUACAAAGUCAUCAACAGCUAUUGUUUCAAUUCAAUCCAGAAUUCAACUAAACAUAAACAAUACAAUAAGCCUAAGGUUUCAAGAACUGAUUGAUUUAAAAUGUAUUGAUAUUUAGUGAUAUUGAAUUGUGUUUGGUUGUCAAUGCAACCAAGUAUCAACAUUUGAAGGAGAUGUAUCUUCUGCUUGAAUAGUUCCUUCUGUGCCACUGACUUAGUCUGGCUUUAAUUCCAGUUUGUCUACACAUUAUUAAAUGAUAUUUGAAUUUAUGUCUCCAUCGCAACCAAAAAUCUAAGUUAAAGAAUAGGACUAAAUCAAAUUAAACUUUAAAUGCACUUCGACAAGUUAACAAAUUAUAUGUUGACAACCAAACACAAUUCCAUAUCACUUUUGAAAUACAAUAAAUAGCCUAUUAACUUGUCGACAAGUUAACAAAUUAUAUGUUGGAUUCACGUCUCCAACUCAACCAAAAAUACAAGUUAAAUAAUAGGAUUAAGCCCGUGGCUCAGAUGGAACUAUCCAAUAAGUAGAUGGGCCUAUAUCUCCUUUAAAUGUUGAUAUUUGGUUGCGUUGUCAACCAAACACAAUUCAAUAUUACUUUUGUAAUACAGUAAAUAGCCUAAUGUUAAGGCUAUCUUAUAAACUCAUGUAACAUUCAACCUUAAAAUUAGUAAACCUCAAUGUGGCCACGGAUGUGUACUGUAACUAUACAUUUCUUCUUAUUUAAUCAUAUAAUGUGUGCAUGUUCAAGAUAGCAUGCAUAGGUCAUCGCCGGUCUGUGGAGAUCUUUACAAUUGUUGUAAUAAUCAGUGCAGAAUCUCAAACAUCAUUGAUCACUUGCACCAUGUACUUUUUAUGUAAUUUCAAUUGCAAUCCAGGUCAUUUGGUUCUGCUGUUAGAUGAAGCACAGUGAUAAGAUUAAUUUGUUGUAUAAAUAAACAAAAUAUCUGACAUUGUAUUCCCAUUUGAACUUUGCUGUGCUUUUAAAUGGUUGAAAGCGUAGUGAUAGACAUUUGGGUGACAACUAAACCAAAAAUCAGACAUAGUUUUUCCAUUGGAAUUUGGUUAAGCUUUUAGAUGGUUGAAAGUAUAGUGACAACACAUUGGAAAUUCAACUAACUUUUGGCUAUCUUAUUUGAGUGUGUGAAUAUAAGUUGUAAUCUCAUUGAUCAACAUCUCAAACAAAUAUUACAUUGAAAUGACGUGGUGUGUCCAGUGGGAAACUUGACACGGUGAGCAUCAGUUCAUCUUGCACCUCUGUGAAGUUUUUAGCGGCCUCACAAAUGCGUAUGAAGUUUGGGAGAAGGGAGGGGUGAGACAGUCCAGUUUACAUAAGCAACGGUGCAGGAACCAGUUAUGAGUGGAGGCUUUCAUGUCAGACAGAGUGACUACUGGAGAAAAAAAAAAAGAAUCCCCUCUACCAAGCAUCGCUGUCUGCCCUCUGACAGAUAUUAAGGAUGAGGUUAACUGCAAAUUCUACAUCGAUUUACAUCACCAGGUGUGCCUUCACUGCCAUGUGAGAAAGGAGAGAUCUACCUUAUGGUUGAGUUCAGGGAUUUCAGAGUUCAGGGAUUACAAUCAGUCACAGGAAGCUUUUAUACUUGCAAUGAACUACUUUUGGAUUUGAAGGACGAGACUUCUUGGUCAUGACAUUAUGGUUUAAAUCUCUCUUGUCAAAGUCUACCUCUUCUGAUGAAACUGAAAAGCCUCCUAUCCUGUGUCUUAUAUCUGUCUGCCUGUAGUUUUCUGACGGUGCGUUCAACGGCAUGAGGGCCAUCAAGUCUCUGCACCUGGAAAACAACAAGCUCAAGUCCCUCCCCAAGAGCCUGGAGUUCACCACCAUCACCAACCUCACGCUCUCCAACAACCCCUGGAGCUGCACCUGCAUGCUAGCCCCUCUGCGCAAGUAAGUAAUGACCUCACCUUUACACACACAUACAGUAGGAAAUCUUAUCUUGAACUGACACAAUAGACAAUAGAAAACCAUACACAAACAGUUAUCUGUUUGAAAUACACACUAAACGGAAACCAUUAAUACAUUUCAACAUUCUAAAAUCUUGAUUAACAAACAUAUUAUCCAAACCGUGAGAGAGAACUUCCAAGACCCUGUAUGUCUGAUUCUCUCUGUUUCCCUCCACUAGGUGGAUGGACUCUAGCCGCCAGCGCCCUGAUGCGCUCUGUGCCUCUCCAUCCUCACAGAGAGGAAAGCAGAUCAGGGAUAGCUCCGCCUUCAGCGACUGCACAGUUAAGACAAAGAGAGCCAAGAAGGGCACACGCCAUUAA
This is a messenger RNA of Coregonus sp. 'balchen', 6732 nucleotides long. Lineage: Eukaryota; Metazoa; Chordata; Actinopteri; Salmoniformes; Salmonidae. The record is from the annotation of a GenBank genome assembly.